Messenger RNA from Mizuhopecten yessoensis (Yesso scallop), 3713 nucleotides. RefSeq names its product kelch-like protein 21. NCBI's taxonomy places the organism in Eukaryota, Metazoa, Mollusca, Bivalvia, Pectinida, Pectinidae. Gene Ontology annotation, molecular function: protein binding. The transcript has 3 exons. Bases 285 to 2063 code for a protein of 592 amino acids. The record is from RefSeq and is a predicted model, not a curated record.
CAGCACAAUGUGUGUACAUGGCGAGCAUGCCUUGAUAAAAUCACUCGUGGAUUCUAGUGAACUGCAAGUUUUCUGGGAAUGGAACUAAUGCGCAAAUAGUGUAUCGAUACCAUAAAUAAGCAGAUUGAGUUAGCCCAGCAGGUUACUGAGAAGGUGUUGCAUUGGUCGUCAGCUUGACAUUGUAAUUAGUGGUCUGGCGAAACCUGUGGCCAAGAUUAUGCAGAUUCCAUUAAUAGUGAGAGACAGGCAGAUUUGUGACAAUUUCUCUCAGGAGCUCGGCAACUAUGGAUGUGUCAGAGCAACAAGGUGGCACAAUGACAUGGAUGUCCAAUUCCGCGGAUCAAAACACUCUGGUUUUACAAGAUCCAGACUAUGGUCUGGACAUCCUUCGUCGCAUAAACACACUGCGAAGUGAACGUGUGUUCACUGACGCAUCCAUCUGUGUUGGGCAGGAGGAGUUCCCCUGCCACAGAAAUAUACUGGCUGCCAGUAGCCCCUACUUCAAGGCCAUGUUUACCAGUGAACUACGUGAGGGACUGGAAACUGUUGUGUCCAUUAAUGAGGUAUCUCCUUGGAUCAUAAAACGCAUCCUUGAAUAUGUGUACACAGGGCGUGUGGAGAUUACCACUGACAACGCCCAGGAGUUAUUGGCUGCUGGAAGUCUCUUCAACUACCCUGCUAUCAUUGAAGCCUGCUGCCAGUUCCUGAAAUGUCAACUUUUCCCUUCAAAUUGUUUGGGUAUCGAGAAUUUUGCGAUUUUACAUUCAUGUAAAAGGCUUCAGGAAGAUGCGCACAAGUUUGUAUUGGAGAAUUUCAGUGCUGUUGUGGAGUUCGAAGAGUUUCUGGAAUUCAGUGCUGAAAGACUCAAAGUGUAUGUAUCUAGUGACUGGAUUGAUGUAAGAAAAGAGGAAACUGUGUAUGAGGCUAUCAUGCGAUGGCUUCAUUUCGAUCUCGACAACAGAAAAUAUUACAUGUUUCAAUUACUGGAGUUUGUGCGUCUGCCAAUUGUGGAUAUGAGUCGUCUGAAACUGAUAGAGCAGGACCCACUUAUUCAAAGCUGUGAGAAAUGUAUGUUAUUGGUUAAGGAGGCUCAGGAGCAGCAUGAAUCCAUCCAUGACCAACAUGGCCGACGGCGACGCAGUAUGCAGAAUAGCCAGGUUCAUCCUAGACCGUCCACCGUUGCUAAGGAAAAGAUGGUUGUAGUUAGUGGAUGGAAUAGCUAUGUGACACGUAAGGUGGAGAUGUAUGAUCCUCAGAAGGACAGAUGGUCAGACUUACCCGAUUUCCCAAAAGCUGUGUCAUGGUUCAGCGUGUGUGCAGUGUCCAACUGCAUUGUAGUGACAGGAGGUAUCCUGGAUGCCAGGAUAAUACAGAACUGCUGGAAAUUUGAUAGUGUCAAACGAACAUGGAUCGAGAUUGCACCCAUGUUGAAGCCUCGCGCCAGACAUGCUUCGGAGACACUUGAUGAUCGUCUAUAUGUUUUUGGUGGCGUGACGUAUGGUGCCUUUAACUCUCAGAUUGACCUUGACCAUAUUGAGUGUUACGAUUCUAUCCUCAAUACAUGGAGUGUAGUAGGACGCUCCACGUUUCCACGGAAGCAGUCACAAGUGGUGUUAUUUGGGGACAUGUUGGUAGAGGUUGGGGGUUUACAGGGUGGAGGUCAAGAGGGAGGGGCAAAGGUCGACACAAUGGACAGCUACAAAUGCUCAGAGAAUGGUGAACUCCGCUCACCCGGAGAACAGUUCAUCCUGCCAGAACCAAUACAAUUUGCCAAAAUUCUUGUCAUAAAUGGAAUAUUCUACAUUAUAUGGGAAGAUUUGAAGAAAAUGAUAGCAUUAGACCCAAGCAGGCGCACAUUCCAGAGUCUUGCCGACACUCACUAUGCUCACAAGCACAGUGGGGCCACAGUACUUGGUGAUAAGGUCUACAUCACAGGGGGCCUCAUCGACUCCCGCCCAAGCAACAUAGUCGAGUGCUACGACACGACAACUGAUACAUGGACGGUCGGCAAGUCAAUGACAGAGACUCGUGCAUUCCAUGGUUGUGUGACAAUUCAAUUAUAGAAACUUUCUCUGAGUUCAAACAGUAUAUAUAUAAUGUAUGUAGCUGAGGUACAGAUGUAACAGCUAUAGCUCACUGUGAGGUAGAUUAUAACAGCUAUAUAACACUGGGGUACAGUUGUAACAUCUAUAGCUCACUGUGAGAUAGAGUAUAACAGGUAUAUAACACUGAGGUACAGAUGUAACAGCUAUAGCUCACUGUGAGGUAGAGUAUAACAGCUAUAUAACACUGGGGUACAGUUGUAACAGCUAUAGCUCACUGUGAGGAAGAUUAUAACAGCUAUAUAACACUGAGGUACAGUUGUAACAGCUAUUGCUCACUGUGAGGUAGAUUAAAACAGCUAUAUAUAACACUGGGGUACAGUUGUAACAUCUAUAGCUCACUGUGAGGUAGAGUAUAACAGGUAUAUAACACUGGGGUACAGUUGUAACAGCUAUAGCUCAUUGUGAGGUAGAUUAUAACAGCUAUAUAGCACUGGGGUACAGUUGUAACAUCUAAAGCUCACUGUGAGGUAGAGUAUAACAGGUAUAUAACACUGAGGUACAGAUGUAACAGCUAUAGCUCACUGUGAGGUAGAUUAUAACAGCUAUAUAGCACUGGGGUACAGUUGUAACAGCUAUAGUUCACUUUGAGGUAGAGUAUAACAGGUAUAUUACACUGAGGUACAGAUGUAACAGCUAUAGCUGACUGUGAGGUAGAUUAUAACAGCUAUAUAGCACUGGGGUACAGAUGUAACAGCUAUAGCUCACUGUGAGGUAGAUUAUAACAGCUAUAUAACACUGGGGUAAAGUUGUAACAGCUAUGGUUCACUAUGAGGUAGAGUAUAACAGCUAUAUAACACUGGGGUAAUGUUGUAACAGCUGUAGUUCACUGUGAGGUAGAGUAUAACAGCUAUAUAUAAUACUGGGGUACAGAUGUAACGGCUAUAGUUCACUGUGAGGUAGAGUAUAACAGCUAUAUAACACUGGGGUACAGUUGUAACAGCUAUAGUUCACUGUGAGGGGGAGUAUAACAGAUAUAUAUAACACUGGGGUACAGAUGUAACAGCUAUAGUUCACUGUGAGGUAGAGUUUAACAGCUAUAUAUAACACUGGGGUACAAAUGUAACAGCUACAUUUCACUGUGAGGUAGAGUAUAACAGCUAUAACACUGGGGUACAGUUGUAACAGCUAUAGCUCACUGUGAGGUAGAGUAUAACAGCAAUAUAACACGGGGGUACAAUUGUAACAGCUAUAGUUCACUGUGAGGUGGAGUAUAACAGAUAUAUAUAACACUGGCGUACAGAUGUAACAGCUAUAGCUCACUGUGAGGUAGAGUAUAACAGCAAUAUAACACGGGGGUACAAUUGAAACAGCUAUAGUUCACUGUGAGGUAGAGUUUAACAGCUAUAUAUAACACUGGGGUACAGAUGUAACAGCUAUAGCUCACUGUGAGGUAGAGUAUAACAGCUAUAACACUGGGGUACAGUUGUAACAGAUAAAGCUCACUGUGAGGUAGAGUAUAACAGCUAUAUAUAACACUGGGGUACAGAUGUAACAGCUACAUUUCACUGUGAGGUAGAGUAUAACAGCUAUAUAACACUGGGGUACUGUUGUAACAGCUAUAGUUCACUGUGAGGUAGAGUUUAACAGCUAUAACACUGGAGUACAGUU